Hansenula ciferrii is the source of this 519-nucleotide messenger RNA. It is a transcript of the gene DID4, whose product is annotated as ESCRT-III subunit protein DID4. Gene Ontology annotation, biological process: protein transport; endosome transport via multivesicular body sorting pathway; late endosome to vacuole transport. The record is from RefSeq and is a predicted model, not a curated record. Bases 1 to 519 code for a protein of 172 amino acids. The transcript has a single exon. Lineage: Eukaryota; Fungi; Ascomycota; Saccharomycetes; Phaffomycetales; Wickerhamomycetaceae. Gene Ontology annotation, cellular component: ESCRT III complex; multivesicular body.
AUGGGUGCUUGUAAAAUUCAAGCUAAAGAUCUUGUAAGAACAAAAAGAUAUAUUGAUAAGUUUAAUAGUAUGAAGACUCAAUUACAAGCUAUAUCGUUAAGAAUCCAAGCUGUGAGAAGUAGUGAUCAAAUGACAAACUCUAUGAAAGAUGCAACUAGAUUAUUAGGCUCAAUGAAUCGUUCAAUGAAUUUACCACAAUUACAAAAAAUUGCAAUGGAUUUUGAAAAAGAAAAUGAUAUAAUGGAUCAAAGACAAGAAAUGAUGGAUGAUGCAAUUGAUGAUGCUAUUGGUGAUGAAUAUGAAGAUGAUGAAGAAGCUGAUGAAAUUGUUAAUAAAGUUUUGGAUGAAAUUGGUGUUGAUUUGAAUUCUAAAAUGCAAAAUGCUCCAGAUGGAUUAGAUACUGGUAUUGUAGAAGAUGAAAGAGUUCCACAAGCGGUUGGAGCUGGUGGUGGUCCAAGUGGUGGUGAUGAUGAAGAUGAUGAUUUACAAGCAAGAUUGAAUAGUUUGAAAAGAGGUUAA